UGGAAACAUAAAUAUGAGUACUACUUAAAUUUUAUCAAACUCAUUCACAUUUAAUAGAAGUUAUAACAAUUUUUGGACCACAAGUUCAUUUUGAAAUUUUCCAUAAUAAGGGCUACUGCUAUGAAUUUUAGAAACUGAAGUGUUAAUCGUCCACUUAUGUAUUUUCAGGGUUUGUCAAUCUGAAUCUUUUUAAGUCUAAAGACUCUGGAUACAUAAAAGAAUACUAAAAAUAUACUCAUUCAAAUUAAAAAUGAGAGUUCCGUAUAUUUCGCAUUGGCUAAUAAUCAUUUCUCUGAAAAUUUCUUGCUUUAUUAUGUUCUCACAUGUUUAUCUGCUGUAAAACUUAAUUAUAAUAUACAAGUAUGUCUGAGCAUUUGAUUAUGUUUAUCAUCAUACAGCAAACUAAGCAGCUUUUCAUUUGACCUUUUUAAAAGAAUGGAUACCUAAAAUAUGAACCAGACAUUUGGCUUUGCAGCAAAGAGAGAAAUAGAACAUCAAGUUAUUUUAGUCAGUAUGACAGUAUGUAAAUGAAAUGUGGAGGAUGGUGGCAGUUGAUUUCCACGCAGCAGAACCACAGGCCCGCUGCCUCACAAAGCUGUUUGAACUACACACCACUUCUGAGGGAGGAGGAGGGGGACCGGACAAGGCCGCUCUGAGCCCAACCAUCCUGGGAUGACACCAGCUCAUCUACAUAGUCACUUGAAAGCUUACUACAGAUUGUUGCACCAGCAAGAACACACUGGCAUUUAAUUAGGAGUUCCAAAGCAAAAGUGAGCAUUGAACAGGUUUUUCUUUACAUUUGAUUGCAGAAUGCUAAAUUUUAUUGUACCAGUGUACUAGAAAAAUGUCAUCUUUAAAUUUUCCAUCUGCAAAUUAAUAUUACAGCUGACAUCCUGAGCCAGUAAACCUCACUCUGUCAAACCCAUUUUUAUAAAAAGCAUCCCCUUUGUUUUCCUGAAGUGAGAUUUGUGAAUAUAUUGCCACAUGUGAUUAAAAUGCAUGUUAAUGACUAUAAAGUAGAUACAAAAGGAAAGUAAUUUAUAAUUCAUUUGUAUUUCAAUAUGUAAAUGCUUGGUCAUAAUUACACCAGAGGACAUAAUGCAGUAGGCUGGUGUGUGUGUGUAUAAAAUCAUAUGUAGACAACAAUGUACUGUUGUGACUCAGUUACAUGAGAGUGUCCAUUGAUAAAACUUUUUCCCACCAAAAUGGUGGGUUGUGUCUAGGGAAGUUCUGAACUUUCCUAACUGACCAAUGUACAAUAUUUUAAAUGUCAGUUGCAUAUUAGGAAAUUUCAAUGAAUUUUAAAGCUGUGCAAAAAACUUUGGGUUUAUAAGUAAAAAAGGUUUCAAGGUUCAGAUCAUACAGAUUUUUCCUCAUAAAUGGACAUUGAGAUGUGCAGGAUUCUGAACUACGUUUCAUCCCGUGAGACUGUCACAUACAUCACAAGAUGUCGUGCUUUCCUGGCCCCCACCCACCACGUGCCAAUGGUGCCAUCAGUCUUUGUGCCAUCCAAAGAAAGUAUGUUUCCAAAACGUCCCCUUGAGAGGUAGAAUUGGCUGCUCUGGGAGCAGUGAUAAGUGCUUGCAGAGGCAGCUACCAUGUAUACUUUGCUGUCACAGUCUCCUGGAAGCAUCCAAAAAUAAUAGACACAAAAUACCUUCUUUAAAAGGUAUGAAGGGUUCAGAUUUUUUAAUAGCUGCUUUCCUAAAAAGAGUUUACAAAAAAAGUUUACAGAGCAAAAUCUUGCUGAUCUGUGUACUUUUCUCUAGCAUGUGAACAACUCUUAGGUUUAAUAUCCAGAAUACACACGUGGUGGGAAAAUAUUCACUUAGCAAUCUUCUAAAUAAUAAGUUCAAAAUUGUUUUAUUUAACUGAAGCUAAUGGAGAAGUAUUCAGGAUCAGAAAAAUAUAUUUUUUAAGUGUCCUUUUAGAAGUUUAGUACAUCUCUGAUAAGAAAGGAAAACACUUUGUUGCUUCCUAAAAUGAAUUGCUAAGGGCCAACUUGGGGCAAUGCUCUGAAAAGAAAAUUAGAACAUUUGAAUGUUCACCUUAGUAGCCUUUGUUAAAAAUAUAUAUUUAAAGGAAAAAUGUUGAUAUGAGGAAAAUUGUAAUUAAAAUACAAAUAUAUUUUAGAUUUAAGCAAUAUUUUAUGUUGAACAUUUGAAUAAUAUAUUCAUAUGUUCGGAAUGCAUGAGAAACGCAUGGAAUUUCCCUUGCCAUUUUUACUUCAUUCCAUUCCUGCCAUGCUUAGGUUUCGUUAAAAAAAAUAUGUCUUACAGAAGUAUCUUCCCUGGAUUUUGAUACUCAGUGGCCAAGAGCUGGGACUGGAGCCAGGAUAGCUGAAUUUGAAUUCCAGUGCCACCACUUCCCUGUGUGACCUUGAGCAAAUUACUUCACUUCUGUACCUGACUUCCUCAUGUGCAAUGUAAAUGAUGAUGAUAAUACCUAUCUCACUAGAUCGUUUUGAGGAUUGAAGACUAAAUGCGUUAAUACACAAGUAAAACUCUGAGAACAAUUUCUAGCACAUGAUAAGUGCUGCUAUUAUUUCAUUUUAGUCAUUCCUGGCAGCUGUUUUAAUAGAAGUGACACUUUAAAAACAAUGUGUUUUUAGUUAUGGAGUAAAACACUCCUAAUUGAAACACUCAAUAAAAACUUUGUAAGAAACAGUUCAUUGUUGUAACCAUGUUAGGUUACCUGUAGCACAGUGAGUUUUUGUGAAAAAAGGUAAUGAGGCUUUAGUGACUUGCCUGUUAGAUUUUUUUUUGUAAUCAUUUGUUCAAUAUGAUUUCCAGAUUUUAUAUUAAAAGGCUUUGUAAAUAUUGUGCUCUCAUUAAAAUUUGAGGUUUUCCAUCUUAGUAUUUGAUUGGAUCUUGCAGAUAUGACAAUCGGGGUACAUUUUUUGACCACGUGAUUUGGGGAAUAUCUAUAUGGUUUAGAAAAUAAGCCUUUUUCACACUCCUCAGUUUUAAUCUUCCUAGCCUUUCACAGCAGUAGCAAGCUUUACUGUCAACCUGCUGCUUUCUCUUGUCUAUGCACCUGAUAAACCUGAGUUGGUUAGGACAGAACCUGCCUUUCCUAUGCUGGAUCGCAGCCAGCUUUCCCGGGGUGAGUGCCGCUGCGGAACAGCAUAGGAGUAAGACUGCAAUUUAGGAGCCACCCAGUCUGGCUUGGAAUCUUGACUCUACCCAAAUCCUUAACUUCUCUGUGCCUAUUUCCUCAACUAAAAUGGGAAUAACAAUAUUAUCUACCCCAUAGAGUUGCUAUGGAGAUGAGAUGAGUUAGGACACGGUAACUUAGAACAGUGAAGCACAGUAAGCCCUCAAUAAAUGCUCACCAUUGUUAUAGAUCACCACCACUACUAAUCUCUGCCUUAACUAGAGAAUGGCCUUUAAGAAACGUAUCUUGUUUGCAGUGAUGGUUCUUGUACGAAAUAUGUGUGUGCACCUGCACCUGUGAAGAACUGUCAAUGGGAGUUUUCAGAACAGUGGUUUUCAACUUUUUUUUUCACCACCCCAACACAUCUGAAAAGCUGGCAAUACAUUUUUCUGCAAGUAUCAGGAAACCUGACUAUGCUGGCUUAAACAGAGGUUUACUGUCUCACACAGUAAGUAAUCUAGGGGUAGGAAGCUGGGGCUAAAGUGCCACCAGGAACCAGGCUCACUCCUUUCUGCCCUUGGCAUCUUUUGCAUGAUACCUCCCUCUCAUGCCUACUCCCUCACGGUCCCAAGAUGGCUGCUGUAUUUUCAGGUCUCAUUCACAUUCUUGGGGAAAAGUGCGGGGCAAGAGGAUUUUUUUCCUUUAGCAAGACUUUGACUUGGAAAAGGUUGUCCUCCCUAGUGUCUUUAGUCUACACCUCAGUGACCAGAAUUAUGUCGCACCACCAUUCUAGAUGCAAAGGAAAUGGGAGAUGUAGUUGGCUUUGUAGCUUGUACAGGAGCAGAAGAAAUCAGAAGUAAUUGGGUACAGGUGUUGGAUGAAUCAAACUGUAUUCUCUUCACAGUAUUCACAGUUGCUGAUACUGGGGGAGUUGCUGCUACAUGUCCUUCCUUUCCAUAAACUCGUAGAAUUGGGAAGGAUCUAAGGGAGCAUGUUAUCUCUGAAAUGACCUCUUUGUGUCUAUAUUUUUUAAUAUGCUGACUUGUAAAGCAAAAACUUUUUAGUAGGGCUUUAGCGCAUGUCCAUUAUGACACAAAUUUGGAUAGUCCUUGAAUUAAAUUAUGUCUGAAAAUAAAAUGCCAUACAGAGCAAGCAUGCUACACAGGCUAUAACAGUACUUCCAGAUACUUUCCCUGACCCUAAUUUUAUGCAGUUUAUAGAGCAAUUGUUCUUCAUCUUUUGAAAGUUUGAACUGAAAUAGCACAUGGAGCCUUUAACAAAUAUUUUUUUAAGUGUUCUUUUAGAAGACUAUUGCUUCUACAGUUCCGAGAAAUGUAAACUGCUUGGAAAGAUCUAAAUCUCACGCUCUUACCUAGCUAUCUUAUUUCUGCCCUUGCUGCCUCAGUGUCUGCACAACAUUCAGCUUCUCUAUUAAAAAAACAGGAUCAGUCAACAGAAUAAUGCCUGAGGAGGCCAUACUUUUAACAAAAUCUUCAAGAGCCAGCUACUGGGCAACAGAAUUGAAAAGAAGCUUAAUGAAAGAAGAUAUACAAAUAGGCAGUCAAUACUUGAAAAGGUACCUAACGUUCCUCAUGGGAAAUGCAAGUUAAAAUCAAAGUGAAAUACCUCUAUACACUCCCUAGAAUAGCUCAAGUGAAAAAGAAUGUUGCAUCAAGUCUGGGGAAAGAUGUGGAAGACCUGGACUCUUAUAUGUUGCUGGGUGGGGAAUAAAAAAUGGGAGCAGCCACUUGGGAAAAACAGUUAAGGCAGGAUGGUAAAAAUCUGCAUCAGCCCUAUGACUCAGCGAUUCUAUUCCUAGGUAUUUGCCCCAGAGACAUGAAAACAGAGUGUCUACAAAAAGACCAAGACAAAUAUUCAAAGCUGCUUUUUUCAUAUUUAAUAGCCCCAAACUGGAAACAACCCAAAUAUCCAUCAACAGAAUGGAAUGCUACUCAGCAGUAAAAAAAGGAACGAACUACUGAUACAUGCUACAACAUGGUUGGAUCACUAUAUUGAGCAAAAGAACCCAGGCACAAAAGAGAACUUAACUGUAUGAUUCUGUUUGUGUGAAGUUUAAGAACAGGCAAAACUAAUCUAUGGAAAUGAGAAUAAUGGUUAUCUCUCAGUGGGGCUGUUAACUGGAGGAAGGGCACACAGAAGCUUUCGGUAGUGUGGGAAAUGUUCUAUAUACUGAUCUGGGUUAUGGUUACAUGAGUGUAUAGAUUUGUCAAAACUCAACCAAACUGUACAUGUACGAUCUGUACAUUUUAUUCUAUGUGAAGUAAACCUAAGUUUUUUUUGUUUUUGUUUUUUUUAAAGAGAUGGGUAUUAUUAAGACCACAGCCAAAAGCCCUUUUAUAUUUGCUACUAAGUGGAAAAUACAAGAAAACCCAUUAAUGGUUAUUCCAUUUGUCUUAAGUUCAAACUCUUCAAGAAAGCACUCAAAUCAAAAUAAUCGUGUUUCUCAUCUUGUUCUGGCCCCCUGUGGAGGUAAUCUGAGAAAGCUCCUUGGAGUUCAUUAGAAGUGCUACAUUUUCAAGAAGUUUAUCAAAAUGCAGAAGAAAUAAGUAGUGGAAGAGGUGCUUUUCAAAAAGGUGGCUCAUCUCCCAGCCUCUCCCUUGCUGUACUAGCCCACUCAGGGUGCCACAACAAAAUACCACAGACUGGGUGGCUCAAGCAGCAGAAAUCUAUUUUCUCACAGUUCCAGAGGCUGGGAGUUCGAGAUCAGGGUGCUGGCAUGGUCAGGUUCUGAUGAGAGUUUCUUCCUGGCUUGGAGAUGGCCUCACCUUCUUGCUGCGCUCUCACAUGGCAGAUUGGGAGACUUGCUGUAAAUCUGUGACUCCCGGAACGGAAGCCAGCCGGCUGUUCUCCAGACCUGGCCGAGUCCCACCACAGCCCUCCAUCCUUCCUUUCUUUUCCUGGGGGCACGGCCUGUGCUCAGCAAUGGUCGACCUGGGGGGCCUGGACAACCUGAUCGCCAACACGGCCUACCUGCAGGCCCGGAAGACCCUGGAUGGCGACAGCAGGGAGCUGCAGCGGCGGCGCCAGACCCUGGUGCUGCCCGGGCUGCAGAGUUGUGCCGAGCUCCGCCAGGCCCUGCCCCUCGACUUCAGCAGCCUGUGCCAGCAGCAGCCCAUCGGCCGCCGCCUCUUCCGAGACUUCCUGGGCACGGUGCCCCCGUACCAAGAGGCAGCGGCCUUCCUUGAGGAGCUGCAGAGCUGGGAGCUGGCUGAGGAGGGGCCUGCCAGGGGCAGCACGCUGCAGGGGCUUGUGGCCACUUGCGCGGCUGCCUCCGCCCCAGGGCACCCGCACCCCUUCCUCAGCCCAGUUCUGGCCACCAAGAGCCAAGCAGCCACCACCAAGGAGGAGCAAGUGGCCCUGGUGGCACUGGCCAAGGAUGAGGCCAUGGCUUUCCUGCAGGACCAGCCCUUCCAGGAGUUCCUGGCCAGCCCCUUCUACCACAGGUUUCUGCAAUGGAAAGCCUUCGAGAUGCAGCCUGUGUCCGAUAAGUACUUCACUGAGUUCCGAGUGCUGGGCAAAGGGAGUUUUGGGGAGGUAUGUGCUGUCCAGGUGAAAAACACUGGUAAGAUGUAUGCCUGUAAGAAACUGGACAAGAAGCGACUGAAGAAAAGAAAUGGUGAGAAAAUGGCUCUCUUGGAAAAGGAGAUUUUGCAGAGGGUCAGCAGCCCUUUCAUCGUGUCUCUGGCCUAUGCCUUUGAGAGCAAGUCCCAUCUCUGCCUGGUCAUGAGCCUGAUGAAUGGGGGAGACCUAAAGUUCCACAUCUACAAUGUGGGCACGAGGGGCUUGGCCACGAGCAGGGUGGUCUUCUACUCGGCCCAGAUGGCCUGUGCUGUGCUGCACCUCCACUCCCUCGGCAUCGUCUACCGGGACAUGAAGCCUGAGAACGUGCUGCUGGAUGACCUUGGCAACUGCAGGCUGUCUGACCUGGGGCUGGCGGUGCACAUCCAGGAUGGCAUGCCCAUCACUCAGAGGGCUGGAACCAAGGGUUAUAUGGCUCCUGAAAUCCUAAUGGAUAAAGUGAGUUAUUCCUAUCCUGCGGACUGGUUUGCAAUGGGAUGCACUAUUUAUGAAAUGGUUGCUGGAUGAACACCAUUCAAAGAAUAUGAGGAAAAAGUCAGUAAAGAGGACUUAAAGCAAAGAACCUUGAAGGAGGAGGUCAGAUUCCAACACCGUAACUUCACAGAGGAAGCAAAAGAUAUUUGCAGACUCUUCUUGGCUAAGAAACCAGAGCAACGCUUAGGAAGCAGAGAAAAGUCUGAUGAUCCCAGGAAACACCCAUUCUUCAAAACCAUCAAUUUUCCUCGCCUGGAAGCCGGAUUAGUUGAACCCCCAUUUGUGCCAGACCCAUUGGUGGUUUAUGCCAAAGACGUCGCUGAAAUCGAAGAUUUCUCUGAGGUUCGGGGAGUUGAAUUUGAUGAUAAAGAUAAGACGUUCUUCCAAAGAUUUGCAACAGGUGCUGUCCCCAUAGCAUGGCAGGAAGAGAUUAUAGAAACGGGACUGUUUGAAGAACUGAAUGACCCCAACAGGUCCACAGGUUGUGGGGAGGGUAAUUCAUUCAAGUCUGGCGUGUGUUUGUUAUUAUAAGUUGUUUUCCCUAACAGCCAGCCAGCAGAAGUCUCUGCUGACAUAAUCCUUGAAUGUUUCUAACAAAAAAAAUCUGUUGAAUGGUGACUGAUCAAGCAGGAGGGGCAUUUCAACCAUACAACAGUUCAAUGAAUAGACGAGCUCACCCCUAGGACACACUUUCUCUCUUCCCUCCCUCCCUUCCUCCCUUCCUCCCUUCCUCCCUUCCUCCCUUCCUUCCUCUUUCUCUCUUUCUUUCUUUUUUCAUAAAGACAGUCAAGUCUCAGUUUUCACUGAGGGCUGGGAAAAGGAACACUCAGGUUUAUUUUGAUGACCUAAGAGCAUGGGGCCGUCCACCAUCAUAUCCCUGAAAAUUACACAAAGUCCUAGGAACAGAGAAUGGAACUUUGUGGUGUACUUGGAAAGUGAGCAUUUGCCAUUCUUAGUAAAUAAUCAUUUUAGUUUUCCUUUGUUUAUAUCCUUUCUUCCCUUCAUCUUUCAGCAUUUCUUCUGCUUCUGUAUUUAUAAAAAGAAUUUUGAAACUGGAAAUAAAUGUUCCUGAUACUCCUCCCCUAAAAAGGAGUGGAUUGUAAUAUUUUGGUAAUAUGUCAAUUCACAGGAUAAUUU
Manis pentadactyla (Chinese pangolin) is the source of this 8307-nucleotide messenger RNA. RefSeq names its product G protein-coupled receptor kinase 7 (gene GRK7). Lineage: Eukaryota; Metazoa; Chordata; Mammalia; Pholidota; Manidae. The transcript is spliced from 7 exons. Gene Ontology annotation, cellular component: cytoplasm. Gene Ontology annotation, molecular function: ATP binding; rhodopsin kinase activity. Gene Ontology annotation, biological process: signal transduction; regulation of signal transduction; protein phosphorylation. The record is from RefSeq and is a predicted model, not a curated record.